Molecule: messenger RNA, 519 nt
Organism: Meloidogyne enterolobii
Lineage: Eukaryota; Metazoa; Nematoda; Chromadorea; Rhabditida; Meloidogynidae
Source: the annotation of a GenBank genome assembly
AUGACCGCUCCAUCACAAAAUUUAAAUGGCCAAAAUAAAUCCCCUUCCUCCUCCUCCUCUUCAACUUCAAAUUCUCAUUCAUUUUCUGCGGCAUUUAUUAUUGUUUUAUGGCGUCACAGACUUUCCCUUCAUGGAAUUAGAAAACCCAAAGGAAUUCGUUUAAUUAUUAUUGGACCUUCAGAUUUGCUUAUUAAUGAACAAGAAGUCGAUGUAAUUCACAAUGUAGAUGGCCCAAUAACUGCAAAAGACCACAAUUUUGCUGCUUUACUUCAAAAAACUAGAGAACAAUGUUCUGCUCUCGAAAAUGUUAAAAGAGUAAUUUGUACUUUCGAAAGAUGUUUACAAAGACAAAUUGCCCAAAUUAGGGAAGAAUUGGGAAUUGAGGGGUUAACUGUUGACCAAUUUGAUCAAUUAAUGCACAGGCAAAGUGUUAGGGCUAUUUGUAAAAGAGGAGGGCUACAAACUUUAAAAUUUUGUUCUUUUGGUUCAGUUCAAGGAAAACUAGAUGAAUGGGUGUAA